This is a messenger RNA of Parnassius apollo (apollo), 780 nucleotides long. The record is from the annotation of a GenBank genome assembly. NCBI's taxonomy places the organism in Eukaryota, Metazoa, Arthropoda, Insecta, Lepidoptera, Papilionidae.
AUGAGGAGCAUAUUGGAAGAGUCGAUGCUGGAAACGCGCAGCAUGCCUCUCGAAAAUCGACCGCGACUUCCCCGCAUACCCCUUAGCAAGCGAAAUCGGGCUAUCGUGCGGGCUCUUAACCCAAUGCUGGUGACCUAUUUGGAAGCCAGCCGGGACCUUUGCGAGACGGAUUCAAUUCUUUUUAGCGCCGCACUGGCAGUAUGCCGUAUUAUUGGCGCCAAACUUCCCGUGGCUGGACGUGCUACUCAAAAAAUUAGCGCCAUCCCAGCCUGGAGAAAAAGAAUUGAGGACCGUAUCGCAAAGGCAAGAGCCCUUAUCGGCAGACUAACAAGCUUCAGGUCGGGUAAUAAUAGACCGAGGAUUAUGCGCACCGUUAGGAUGGCGUUUGCUGGGACAAAUAUCAGUUUGUUCCAACCGGAUAUCACGCAAAAACUAACGGAGCGCAUAGAUGACCUGAAGCAAAAAAUCGCUGCUUGGGGGAAGCGGAUUCGACGAUUUAGCGAGAGGUCAAGGCGGUUCAACCAGAAUCGUCUCUUCCAAAGUGAUCAGAAGAGGCUCUAUAAAUCAUUGGAGCGACCAGAGGUAUGUGGAGCGGGCCCAGGACCGGAUCAGGCCGAUACUGUCGCAUUUUGGCGUGGCCUGUGGUCAGAGCCCGUAAACCACAGCGAGGGCCCUUGGAUGGAAGUUGUGGCGAGCCAGAGUGCAAGUGUUACGCCUAUGGACCUCGUCACCAUAACGCCUGAAGACGUGGCUGAGGCGGUCCGUAGGGCCCCGAACUAG